AAACACACUGAACGAGUAUGGCGCUAUUUGAAAGAUGGAAAUCGUUUCUAGUGUUGUAACAUUUACAGUAACCAAGGUAUUACAGUUCUCGGGACUCGUUGUCAACAAGAAUGCACAAGGGACCAACAAGAUGGAGGAGAAAGCACUUGAAGUUUAUGAUGUGAUUCGCACAAUUCGGGACCCAGAGAAACCCAACACUUUGGAAGAAUUGGACGUUGUGUCUGAGAAAUGUGUGGAAGUUCAGGAACUUGGAGAUGAGGAGUACCUUAUCAUUAUUAAGUUCUCACCAACAGUGCCACAUUGCUCGUUGGCGACCUUGAUAGGCCUUUGCUUACAGGUUAAACUGCAAAGGUGCCUUCCUUUUAAACACAAGCUGGAAAUUUACAUUUCUGAGGGAACCCAUUCUACUGAAGAAGACAUUAACAAACAGAUCAAUGAUAAGGAGAGAGUAGCAGCAGCCAUGGAAAACCCAAACCUGCGGGAGAUUGUAGAACAGUGUGUUACUGAACCUGACGACUGAGUCUUCCCUCCCAUCUGUGUAAACAAAAAAAAUCCCAAUCAUAGCCUGAAUGCAUGGCUUCUCAAAUAAAUUUGCUUUGACAGACUGGGGAAUAAGUAAGGAUUAAUAGAGCACUCUCUGGCCUUUGUCUUUACUUUGCAAAUAGCAGGCACAGUUGUUAGUAGUGGCAGCAAGACCUGUGCCAUUAAUUGAAGGCUCUCAUACCGCAAUUGUAGUCUCUUGUCAUUCAAGCAUAAUGAACUGGAAAGUAGGAAUUUCUGAGUGGAACUCAGGCUUAUCACAAGUCUUUUUUUCUGAGAGAGCCAAAGUUUAUGAGGUUAGAAUCUCACGGCUUAGUCGUUUGUUUCUGACGUCACCCAGCUGAAGAAGGAGUCUUGGAGGAAACUCCCUCAAGCUUGAAGCUCGACUGGAGAGAACAGCAACUUCCUGCUCGAGUUCUUCGAACAAAUUUUUUAUAAAAGAAAAACUUCUGCUAUGUGUAAUUUGAGAUGCCACAUUGACAAGCAGCCUUCUUAAAGACCCACCUGAAUGAGCAAGUGAAUCACAGCAAUAUAACAAUAAUCAUAAAGACAUAAAAAUUCACCAGCUGUUAUGUUCUACCUUACUAUACAGUCUGAGGCAUGUAUUACCCUGUAUUACCCUGUUGCUGGGUGGCCUGCUUCUUAUACUUGCACUCUCACCAGGUCACACCAUUCUUUCCAGAAAAUGAACAUCACUGUUGUUUUUGAGGUGUGCUGUUUCCUUAUAAUUGUGAAUUGUGUAGCUUCUACUGGAUUGAUUUUGUAACUAAAUGUGUUUCAUAUAUUUGUAGACAAUGGGAAUAAAGUAUUUUAC
Molecule: messenger RNA, 1354 nt
Organism: Chanos chanos (milkfish)
Lineage: Eukaryota; Metazoa; Chordata; Actinopteri; Gonorynchiformes; Chanidae
Gene: ciao2a
Product: cytosolic iron-sulfur assembly component 2A
Exons: 5
Coding region: 35-520 (161 amino acids)
Source: RefSeq, a predicted model, not a curated record